UUAACCUCUGUUUCUUCUGUUUUUCUCUCUAAAAUAGUUUUAAAUCUUCAAAGCUAUAAUGAUGAGAGCGAUAGGCUUGCGGAGCGGCUGGACAUUUUUCACACUAUUAAUUUGUAGUCUCAUAAGUCUUUUAGUUCUUCUUCUGCGCCACACAACUGCGGUGCAACCGCACAAGAAAAACUGCAAUUUAUUCAGAGGAAGUUGGAUUGAGGAUGAAAUUAAUAAUUAUCCUCUUUAUAAUUCAACUCAUUGUCCUUUUAUUGAACAUGAAUUCAAUUGCCAGAGGAAUGGUCGUCCAGAUAAAGAUUACCUUAAAUAUAGAUGGAAGCCUCAUGGUUGUUCCUUAACAAGAUUUGAUGGAGGUGCAUUUUUAAAGAAAUUCAAAGGAAAAAGCAUAAUGUUUGUGGGAGAUUCUCUUAGCAGAAAUCAGUGGCUGUCACUUGUAUGCCUUCUUUACACAUCACUGCCUAAAGCCAAUUAUAAUACAACAAGACUUGGUGAUGUCUCCAUUUUCACCUUUUUGGAUUUUGGAGUUCAAGUGAUGUUAGACCGGAGUGUAUAUUUAGUGGAUGUUGUGAUGGAAAAAAAGGGAAGAAUAUUAAAAUUAGACUCAAUUGAAGGUGGUAAAUUAUGGAAAGGAAUUGACAUGCUCAUUUUCAACACUUGGCAUUGGUGGAAUCGUAGAGGAAUUUCUCAACCAUGGGAUUAUAUUAAAGUAGGAGGCAAAUAUUACAAAGAUAUGGAUCGUAUGGUUGCUUUUGAGAAAGCGUUGCUUACAUGGGCUAAGUGGAUUGACACCAACAUUAUUCCUUCAAAACAAUUGGUCUUUUUUCAAGGAAUUUCACCAUCACAUUACAAUGGUACCGAAUGGGGUCAACCAGGCAUAAAAUCGUGCUCGGGGCAGACGCGACCGCUAAACGGAUCAACGUAUCCGGCAGGUCUACCACCAUCAUUGACAGUGCAAAAAAAUGUAUUACGAACAAUUAAAAAGGAAGUGACAUUGCUUGAUGUGACCAAUCUUUCGUUAUUACGUAAAGAUGGACAUCCUUCAAUUUAUGGAAUGAAUGGAAGAAAAGGAAUGGAUUGUAGUCAUUGGUGCCUAGCAGGAGUUCCUGAUACUUGGAAUGAAAUAUUAUAUAAUCUUGUUAUUUGAUU
Solanum stenotomum is the source of this 1155-nucleotide messenger RNA. RefSeq names its product protein trichome birefringence-like 41. Gene Ontology annotation, cellular component: Golgi apparatus. The transcript is spliced from 5 exons. Bases 59 to 1153 code for a protein of 364 amino acids. The record is from RefSeq and is a predicted model, not a curated record. Lineage: Eukaryota; Viridiplantae; Streptophyta; Magnoliopsida; Solanales; Solanaceae. Gene Ontology annotation, molecular function: O-acetyltransferase activity.